CGGAAAACCACAACUACCGGCUCUCUCCAACCUCCGUUUCCUUUAUUUUUAAUAUCACUAAGAGGUGAAAUUGAAAGUGUUGGAUUUUAUAAUGGACGCGCACAGCUCAGAAAAAAACAGAACAAUGAACAAGAAAUAAGCUUAAAGUUUAAAUUUAAAAAAAUGAAUAUCUGUUGAAUAUGUGAGUAUAGAGUAUAUUGCGAUAAGAUGAGGUCAUGGUGGUGGAUUACCAAGUGUGGCUCCAUCGGCUUCAUCAUAUUAAUUGGCGCGUGCGCAGCAGAAUCAAAGAGACCCGGUGAACGCAACAUAGCGAGCCUCUUGGAACUUGUCUUUUAUUUUCCCACCAACUGCACAACCAACAUCGCUAUAUACCCAGUACAGUGAAACAAUCAAAACUUUCAUGAAGUUCUUAAACUCUUGUCAACCGACAAGAGUAAAAACCCAUUGAUAACGACUAUUUGUGAUUUUUUUUUUAUAAUAUAAUAAACAUUAUCGUUGUGUUAAUAGUGCUAAUUAUAGACUUUAACUUCAACUAGUGCAUGAAAAGUAUUUGUCAUUUUUUUAAUCAAUUAUCUCAACCAAUCCAAACAUAUGCCUCAGCCUAUGAGCCAUAAACACCUGCUGGUGUAAUUCCAAGUAUCUUAAUGCAUUAAUCAAGCUGAUAUCAUCGAUAGCGAAUGGCUGAUUCGACAAUUCACGGCCAAAUCUAAAAUCAACAUUCAUUCCAACGAGUUUUCUUCUUUAUAAAUAGAUAAUAGACGGCAGAGAGGGGAAAUCUUUCAUUCCACCGAAAAAAUUUCGCCGUUAAUGAGCUGAAUUAUCAUCGUGAUAGGAAUGGCGUCUCACGUAGAAAAUGUUUCAUUCAAACUUUAUUACCCACUGAGCCCAACGUCUAGUAUUUGUUCAGAAAGAUCUACUCCGUCCCCCGAUUCGGGAUUAGAAUGUCAUCAGAGUCAGGCGAGUGAUUCCAAUUUUCUCCAGCUAAGAUCAGAGCAUCACGAGGCUAGACGAAAGAACUCAACAUCAUCCGAUGCUUCAUAUGUAUCUACAAAUUUAAGUCACGAUGGAGGUUUUUCAGACACCCCAGACGAAAUGACAACACCAUCUAAUAUCGAUGACGAUAUUCUCGAAAAAUUUGAUGGCUUGGAAUGUUCAUCAAAAAAUGCAAAUUUGGACAAUCCAGAAAUCACACUCGACAUUGUUGCGUGUCAAGAUGGCUUGCAAGAGGCGAAUGAUGAUGAUGAUGAUGAUGAUGAUAAUAAUAAUGAUCUACAGGAGCGAGGACCUGAGCAAAAAUCAAAGUACUGUCGUAGGAAACCGUAUGAAAGCUGCGAGGUUUGGCUCCAAUCAAUGGAAAAUCAAGCCUCUUCACGUGAACUUGAUUCGUCAGCCCAACAGAUUUUGAGUGAUCCACAGUUGAGGGACAAGAUAACACCCUGUCUUGACCAGUUGACUCAUGACAAUCGAAGACAAAGGAGAUGCGAAAAUAUUGAGUGGAUUGAUACACCUGUGAGAAGCGCCCAUCCAGCCCCCACCAAUCAUUCGGACGAGAGGUCAAUAGCACUUAUGCCUUCCAUUAUUCUUCACCAGGAUUGUCUUCCCAAUGAAGAACAACUAAUGUUUAUCGAUCUCCAAAAAUUUCAAGCAGCACAAUCAGACACGAAUAAUCAGCAAUCAUCACCCGCUGCAAGUUUGGACAAUUGGUCGGAUUCAUCACGAAGCAGCUACAACGUUCUAUCUUCGAGAUCUCAUAGCCGUGCUUCGAGUCGUGCCCAAUCGCCUGGAUCUUCGGUCAAUAUCGGAUCACCUUUGAUCUCGAUUGGUAGUCCGCCCCAACACAGACUCACACCUUUUAGACAACCACGACUUCAGUCCUCGUCAUCAUCUUCCAGUUACUCCUUCGGGGAUACCCCCAGUCCAUUGAAUUACUUUCAGUCGAUUGAUCAGAGGACUGAGGAGCAACUUGGCAUGCACCUUGGAAAUAUCAGAACCUGCGGAAACUGUGACUCAUCAAGCACAAUUGUCAACAGUGACAACAUCGAUGAUUUUAACUGCAGAAUUCAGUUAAUGAACGAAGUCAUCAGGGACAAUCGCGAGCAAGAUGAAAUGCAAGUUGUUCCCAAAUACCAGAAUGAGUCAAUUACUUGCCGACUUACUAACAAGAGUUUCGAGAAGAAUACUUAUGAUUUUUCAAACCAAAUGUGUCCCAAUAGUGAUUAUGAUCUUGGAAAUACUGGAAUUCUCAUUAAAUCAGCACAGAAUAAUCUCAUUUAUACUGAUUAUACAUAUACCAUCAAUCAGAGUGUCGGGAGUAAUUUGCAAGUGGGUGAAAGUGAUGAACAGACAUUUGCCACCCCAGAUCCCGUUGUUAAUUUUGGGGCUGAACUUGAAGAUAUGGCUGUAACAAGUUACAAUUCACAAAAUAGUGGGGAUUCACUGAUGUACCUGAACCAGAGUCCAGAGCUCAAUUGCUUAUCGGAUUUAGAGCAAAAUUACAAUAUUCAGCCCGGAGAUGUCGGACACACACAGCAGCAAUUCGCAGAUUCUGAACAGCCUUCAACUUCUACAUUUGACUUUCCAAUACCGAAACCAGUUUCGCAAUAUAAAUCAACCAAUUCUCGAAGAAAUUCAUUUAGGAAAACUUCACCAUGGACAUUGCUCAACCUUCCCGCGACAUCAUCAAGCGAAACAUUAAAAGCCCAAGUGGAUCCUGAAGAAGUGGAAUACGCCAUGAAGUAUCUUUUGAAGAAAUCGCCGGAGCAAUUAAUGAUGCCAGAUGAGAAUGGCGAGGAGGACCAGGAUACGGUGCUGAUGCGUUUGGUAAGCAGUCCUGCAUCGUUCGAACUAGAGAAAGGGUGUCUGGCACCGAUGGUAGAGCGCCUUGGACAAAUUCCUAAUGGUCUUUCCAAAUUCAAUAAUCGAGGAGAAGAUGCUUUAUACAUAGCUGCCAUUAACUGUCCUCAGACACCCCAUGUUGCCGGAUAUCUGGCGGCAGCUAUGCUUCAAAAGGGAAUUGAUAUUAGCCAGAGAUUAUAUCAAACUCGGGGUGACACACUGAUUCACGCACUUGCCUCUCACGGCGAGACACACAAAUCUGUACUAGCUGAAUUGCUAUCUUUGAAAACCACUCAAGGAAAUUCUGUAUUCGAUUUAUCGAAAUGUAAUUAUGAUGGAAGGACACCGUUGCACGUGGCAGUGGAAUCUCACGAUCCAACUGGCGCCCAAAACGAUUCAACGUCCAUCGUACAAUUACUCCUUGAAAAUGGAUCAGAUCCCAAUGUCAGAGAAACAAAGCAUGGCAACACCGCUCUUCACCUCGCCGUUUCUUUAUCCAGUGAUCCAAGUUUAAUCCGUUUGCUGUUAAUGGGGCGAGGCUGCGAGACUGUCAAUGUUUUCAAUCGAAACAGAAAUACUUCUUUGCAUAUGGUUGCGGCCAUGUCUGACAGAUUAAGUCGGCAAGUUCAGAAAGAUAUUUGCUUGGCAUUGAUCAACGCCGGAGGAUUGACCAAUAUUUCCAAUGGUCAGGGGAAAACCCCUUUAGCUCUCGUAUCUUUUGAGCGAAAGGAAUUCAUCCGAAAUAUCUUUCAGGGGAGGGAACUAGAUUUCUUAUAAUUCAAAUAAUGUCAUUAUAUUUAUGUCCUUACUCUCAUCACUCUUAAUAUUUUUCAUAUUCUUCUGUUUAACACCAAAGAGACAAAUAUGUAUAUAGCAGUAGGCUUCAAAUUUUUGUAUAUCGAGUAAUACAUAUUAUCGAUUAUAGAUACCUUACAAUAUACCUGAAAUAUGCCUGAGUUGAGGAUAACCAAAGACGUGCGGAUUGAACUUCCGCGAGAUUAAAUAUUUUAAUUUCAUCCAUUAAUAAAUCAUAAUCAGGCGCUAAGAUUUUUGAAUCAAUGGAUGAUUCCAUGAAGACUGAAAAUUUAAAGGAUUGAAAGUUGAAACGGUGAAUCUAGAGUAUAUAAAUUAAGGGAUAUAAUUAUACGAUAAUGAUUCUGCACUUGUGGGUGAUGGUACAAAUGUUUUGUAAGGCAUUUAUAUAUACUGGUCAUACUAACCAUAAAUUUUAAUCAUUAUAAUUUUUUGUAAAUUUUAAAUCCAUUAAAACGAGAGUAUACUUGAAGAAA
This is a messenger RNA of Fopius arisanus, 4124 nucleotides long. RefSeq lists its product as uncharacterized. Gene Ontology annotation, molecular function: protein binding. The transcript has 9 exons. The record is from RefSeq and is a predicted model, not a curated record. NCBI's taxonomy places the organism in Eukaryota, Metazoa, Arthropoda, Insecta, Hymenoptera, Braconidae. Bases 835 to 3612 code for a protein of 925 amino acids.